ACCGUUGUGCGAAAUGCAACAAAAAUUGUUAAAUUCAUAAAAUCCUCUUGAGAGCUUCCAACUAAAUAUUGAUCAUGCACAAAUUGUUGAUUAUUUUGUUAUUUCUUGUCGUAAAGUUCUGGAGCAGUUUGGACGCCACGACUCAUUGGAAAGUGAAUUAUGAAAACAAAAAGAUACAACCUCAAUUUACAUCGCCGUUCUACCUGAAACAACCCAGCAACUUGAUGGCUUUCCUUAACCAAUCGGAUUUCAAAAAGCGUAUCGAUGAAAUUGUCCACGAGUUCACAGUCAUCAAGGAGGAAGUCUUGAAACACAUGAAUGAACUGGACACCAUCACGACUGAUUUGAGUUCUAAGACAUCGUGUAUUUUAAACUACUACCUCGAUGAAUCCGAGUUCUUUUCCACUACCUUGACACACACUUACUGGAAUCGUUUAAUGCCCGGAGGACUGAGGGAACCCACAUCCGGCGAAAAAUCUUCCAAUAAAGCCGUGAGUCCCAAGUGUUCGAACGUACUAGAUUUGGAUUUUUCGAUGUAUUUUGACCACUUGGAGUCCAUACGGAAUCGUAAAAGUGUAAAAAUGGAGCCCGAAGAGAUAAUUUGGCAGGGAAUCGGUUUAUCAGCGUCGACCUUUGCUCGUAUGCUUCACAAUAAUUUAAAGCAAAAUCCAACAUCGUGGAGAUGGCAUAGCCUAGGAUCAAUUUAUUGGCGUUACAAGGGAAAUGCAGCAGAAGCUAUUGAAUGUGCGAGACGCGGAAUCGCACUAGCAUCGCGACAAAACAAAGAUAUUCCACUAUUAAGCCUCGGAGUUAUAUUACAGCGAUCAAAGAACUACAAUGAUUCGUUUGUCGUGAUAAAUGCUGCACUGGACCAUGAGCCUAAUGUAGCGGAAAAUCAAAUUGCCAUGGGUAAUGCACUAUUCUUGUUGUCCGAAUUCAACAAAUCAAUGGAAUGUUAUGAGACGGCAAGGAGUCUCGAUCCAAUCUAUUACGAUAAAGUCGAAUACAUACAGAAAAGCAUGAAGUGCUUUCGUGAACUUAAAGUGACGUUGCAACAAAUGGAGGCUUUGCUAGAAAAAAUUGAGCCAGAAUUGCAGCGUUCUUCUGCAUUGAAAAAAGAAUUUCAGGAAAAUCACGAACUUAUGAGCAAAGAACAAGCUCCCAUUAGCUCCCGUAUUUACGAUGAUGAAAAUGACUUAAUUCCAUUGCUGCAAAGAUCACAAAUUUGCACGACGCGCUACGACAAGCUAAAGGACGGCGAUAAUGCUGGACUUUAUGUUUUUUGUGACUUUAUGUCGGAUUUGCACGACGACGAAUGGCCAUUGGAGGAUUUUGGGUCCGACAUGAUUCAUCGAUAUGUGGCACUUCGUGAACUCAUCAACACCUAUCGCAUUAAUUCGCUAGGUAUUUACAAGAAAAUCUCUAUUGAGAACUUGGAUUUGUCAACUUUUGCCUUUACUCAAGAAAUAAAAAAGUGAAAUAUUAUUUA
Molecule: messenger RNA, 1489 nt
Organism: Culicoides brevitarsis
Lineage: Eukaryota; Metazoa; Arthropoda; Insecta; Diptera; Ceratopogonidae
Product: tetratricopeptide repeat protein 17
Exons: 2
Coding region: 75-1478 (467 amino acids)
Biological process (GO): actin filament polymerization
Cellular component (GO): cytoplasm; actin cytoskeleton
Molecular function (GO): protein binding
Source: RefSeq, a predicted model, not a curated record